GGAAACUCUUUGAUGACCCCAAUAGCUCCCUUGAGACUUUGGUUUCCGUGUACAAAGUCAAUGACCUUUCACACCCUCAGACACGGUUCAAGGUGGAUGUCAAUGCUCAGGAGAACCGAUUGACGGGGUGUGUGGUUAUUUCAGAAGGUAUUAGCGUUGUGGUGGUUGAAGGUGGUAAUAAAGCAAUAAAGCGUUACGGAAAACUUAUGCUUAGAAGGAUUGACUGGGCCACUGCUGUCAAAACAGAUGGGGAUGGAGAUGACGAGGACGAUGAAGAGAAGGCUGUUAACAAGUGCGUCUUGGUCUGGCAAGGGAGUGUUGCCAAACACAGCUUCCACAGGUUCCUUGUUCAUGAAUGCAGGACCGAAGCUGCGGCACGGAAGAUUUUUGCUGAUGCUGGUGUUCCCCACUACUGGGAUCUUGCUGUCAACUUCAAGGACGAAGAUUUUUGAAUCCUGAGAUGGGUACUUCUCAACAAGGUGCAACUUUCCUGCUCUUUAUUUGGUUUCGUGCUUCUUUAGAUGGAGUUUUAAGUAAUCAUCACCAAUUUUUACACCUUGUUUGUCCAGAUGGGAUAAACUAGUUAGGGGCAUACCCUCAUACAUAUUGACUACAUGGGUGUCAAAUGUCUUUUGUUGUAUGCUUGUCUAUCUGAUUCACUCUGCUUGAGGUUCGUCACGAGAUUGACUAGUUUGAUGUUCCUCAUUUAGAAGAGAAACUAUGUCGAUGAAAUCCUUUUUUUUACGAUUUGAGUUGAACUUUUUAAUAGCGCUGAUGCUUUUCGACUAAAUCCCUUAAUAUAGUUUUGGUGAUUAA
This is a messenger RNA of Cuscuta campestris, 816 nucleotides long. Lineage: Eukaryota; Viridiplantae; Streptophyta; Magnoliopsida; Solanales; Convolvulaceae. The record is from the annotation of a GenBank genome assembly.